Messenger RNA from Lytechinus variegatus (green sea urchin), 1695 nucleotides. RefSeq lists its product as uncharacterized. The transcript has 3 exons. The coding region runs from base 1101 to 1574 and encodes 157 amino acids. The record is from RefSeq and is a predicted model, not a curated record. Lineage: Eukaryota; Metazoa; Echinodermata; Echinoidea; Temnopleuroida; Toxopneustidae.
CAUUCUAUAAUUCAAGAUUUAUGUUGUUGUAGUGGUGAUCUACGUCUUUGGCGUUGACGAUGGCGUCUUGUGAUGUUUCCAGUUAGAUUCAUUGUCAUCUGUGUUGUAAUCGAUGUCCUUGUCCAUACUGUUCCUCCGUCUGUAUCGUCCGUCUGUUCAUCCGUCUUUGUCGUCCGUCUGUGUGUUUCUGUAGUGCGGUAAUUGUAGUCGUCGAUUUUUGUCAUCCAUUGUAGCUCAGGUUCUAACAGGAGUUCAUGCCGGUGCUAACACUCGUAGGAUAAAUGAUAUCUUUUAACUGUCUUUUUUAUGAGAGCAAUUCUCAGUCUUUUCUCAAAGCACAUAUCCAUGAUAAAAAUUAAGCGUUUCUCGAUUAGAAAACCGGGUUCUCCACCAUGUCGUGUUGGGAUCGGUAAUUAGGGAAGCGUAAUAAAGGAAACUUUGCAGAAAGUUAUACAGUUCAAAUCACAAAGUAUUUAAUCAUCAGUUGCAGUUGGCAAUUCACACUUUGAAGUACAUGAAGAUUCAGAUAUAACAGGAGACGAUGAAUAUAAUAGUUUCGAAGUAUAUUAAAGAUUAAGAUUCGGAGUGAAGUUAAUAUAAUAUUCGAUGGACGUCUAAGUCUUGAAGUCAGUCAGUCUAUCUGGAUGAGUGUGGGUCUAGUAUUCUAUCGUUCGUCUUCUCUAAUAAUCAAGAAGUCUUAUUUAUAUCAUUUGUUUUGGGGGUGUAACUAUUUUAAGAUGGGAGUGAUCUAAACUUGAUCUGAUUGGUCUACAGGUCACUGUCUAUCAAACUUUCUCUGGUAUCAAGGGGUGUGGUGAUGCUCUGUGCAAGUGACUGGGGCUGGAGUGUGAGUCAUACUUCUUCCAUGAAGUUAGCUACUUUCUGUACACUCUCUUUGUGCCAAUUUCAAUGUGAUAAUAUCAGGAUCAUAUCAUACUCGGUUUCUAUACAUCAGCAGAUAUUAUAUGACUCGUGUGUGCGCUACUUCUUUUCGACAAGAUCAGAUCGACCUAAUAAACCUUAUCGAGUAAUUUUCCACAGAUCCUACACAAAAAGCAGUCUACUCCCAUCUCCCUAGUUUGUUCCAGAUCGAAUUCACGAUGGUGUCGGCUAGAACUUCAUCUGCCAUUUUCAUUCUAUUAUGUAGUGUGGUACACAGUGCAAUGGCUUAUAGAGUCUAUUACGAUUCUUGGUAUCUCUAUGUCUGGAUCCCUUUUUGUCUAAUUAUUGCGAUUAUCCGGGGCUGCUGCUAUUACAACCGGAAGCGAGAACCGGAACAACGAAUUGUCUACGUAGAAGGCGUCCCAGCGGAUCAAACUCAGACAACGACAAUCGACACUACGCAAGUUACUGCAGGAAGUGGCGUAGUGCUUCCACCGGAACAGGCACCACCCUAUGGGCAGCAUCAAGGACCUGUCAUCAAUUCGGCUUACACUCCGGGUCCUGGCAAUGCGUAUCCUCCACAGAACCAAGGAGUGGCGAUGUACCCACCAGCCUCUGGGGCAAAUGCCGCCUACCCUCCUCCUCCAGGGUACGUCGAGGCCGUCAAACUUCCCAACUACCAGUCAAGUUAGAAGUUAUUCAACAAAAAUAUUGUUUUAAAUUGAUAUCCCAGUACUAACGAAGCAGUCUUUAACCGGAAAGAUGUAAUGAUCUUCGGGAACCUUGGAAUUAUCUGUUUAAGUAACCCCCAAA